AGAAUAAAGUUUAACGGGGCAGGGAUAAGGUAGGAAGUUACUAGUAGAUAAGCAGUUACUAAUAGAUCAGCAGUUAUUAGUAGAUCAGCAGUUACUAAUAGAUCAACUUAGGCUGUGUUUUGUAAGGAAGGGAAGAACGAAGGUGAGGCUCAGAUGCCUUAGACAUUGCUUAUGGCAUAGUCUCCCAGAAUUAAGCUGAUUCAUAUUUGGAAAUUAUUUGACUGCAGGCAGGUAGUUUAGAACAUAAUAUAUUAUGCAGAUUUCUAUCUUGUUUGCUUGUCCAAUUAGAUCAUUAAAAUGCCUCAAGUAUUUGUGGCUUGGUUUUAUUUUGUAGCAUUUUUAAGAAAAAAUAUCACAGUCUUUUCCUUGCAGAAAUCUUGUCCACGUAUUCUCUCCACCCUGGGGUUUCUGGAUGAGGACAACUGAAGGGUCUAUACAGGGCUGGGAUAUACUGAUACAGAGGAGACUGGGAACUGUUUGGAAGUGGUGUUAAUCAAAGGUUGCAGGAGGUGAUGGCUUCACCAGAGACUUGUCUGUGACAUAUUAAUUGAGCUACAUUUUUGUGGCUACAUAAAUUGUAUUUUGCGUGGAUGUUAAAUUGCACCUUGUAGGAACCUUGGCAUCCUGCAUCGUAACAUCCCAGAGAAACAGAGAUGCUUUUUGAGAUGCUAAAUUAGGGAAGGCACAGACUGUAAACAUGUGUUGCUGAUUGUCCUGAACAGUGUUUCAGCCUUGUAUGUUCCUCCCAACUGGCAAUUCUUAAACUCUGACUUUGUACAAGUUAUCAAAUUAAUGCUGUCAUGAGAGCAUGGUACAGAGCCUGAUGAUGGCUGUCCUGGUUGCAUAAUGCAGAUAAUUUUGGCCAGAGUUUUAGCAACAGUGAAGAAGGGCGGGGUAUGGAGGAUACACACUGUAAUUGAGGAUCAAAGGUAAUUGGUUCUGCUUCUUAAUCUGUAGCUGAGCUGUUCAGCUGCAAAAGGCAGAAGUGUUAGGAAGCAUUUCUCACCUGGACAUUUUGUCAUCAGGGCGAAGCAAAGAGGGAAGGCUUUCAGAAGUAGCACGAAGUUGAAGAUGGAUAUUAAGAACAUGAAGAACUAUCUCUAUUGGCUGUUCUGCCAGUUCGAACUAAUUACUUGCAGCUACCUCAUGGAGCCCUGGGAAAAAGUGCUUUUCUACACUUUCAACAUUACCAUGUUAUUUAUGGUGUUAUAUACUGCUUACAUCUAUGUCCCCAUCCACAUUAGCACAGCUUUUCAAUUCUGCUUGCACGUACUUGGAAACCAACAUGAAAAUGCUGUUUCUAUCGUGAAGUAACACUAGCAACUUGACCCUGACUUUUGGAUCAAAGAAGUGUUUUUCUUAACACCCCAUUUUUGUUUAGAAACAAGUUCAGGGUGUGCACAGACACUGUUUCAUUCUGCAGUAGCUCUUAAUGUUCUUCUGUAUUCUGGGACUCUGACAGCAAAUUAUUUUGCCAAAACAGUUUCAGUCACUUCUCAUUUUUAUUGUUUGACUGACUGCUUCUUGAGGAGCUUUCAAUUUUAAAGACUGGCUGGAGUUACGAAGCAGGGUUUGGUACAGAAACAAUUGUGCUGCAUAUUUUGUUGUUCCAGGGAGAGCUGCUUGGGUAUGGAGAGUUUUCAUCUUGAGAAAUUACAAGGCAUACAUUUGGUCUCAUCUGUUGUAGCUUUGCUGACAGGAAAGAUGUGUACACAAAAGGUGUUGCACAACACUAUAGGACUGUAAGCUGCUUCUCUAAGCUUGGUAUGUAUGUAUUUAUAGAAUGAUUUUAUUAUUUAUUUCGUUUCCUCAUCUAUUUAGGAGAAUGGAUUACUUGAAUGUCUCAUAAGCAUUGUGCAAAUAAAGCAGCUGAUCUAUUAAAAAUGUGGGGAUUUGCUUUCAUGAAAAUUCAUAAUAAAAUUCUGAUAUUAAUGAACUUUAUUAAAAAAUAUUGGUUUUGUUUUACUUUGAGAAGACUGGUAAAGCACGCAUAUUGUGUUCAAAACAUGAAACUACAUAUUUGGUUGUGAUAUGGACAUUUUGAUUGAAAAACAAUAAAAUCCCUACCUAAAACACAA
Melopsittacus undulatus (budgerigar) is the source of this 2078-nucleotide messenger RNA. RefSeq names its product serine palmitoyltransferase small subunit B-like. Bases 1072 to 1314 code for a protein of 80 amino acids. Gene Ontology annotation, cellular component: serine palmitoyltransferase complex. The transcript has 2 exons. NCBI's taxonomy places the organism in Eukaryota, Metazoa, Chordata, Aves, Psittaciformes, Psittaculidae. The record is from RefSeq and is a predicted model, not a curated record. Gene Ontology annotation, biological process: ceramide biosynthetic process; endoplasmic reticulum organization. Gene Ontology annotation, molecular function: serine C-palmitoyltransferase activity.